UUGGGAUGGGAUGCAGACAGCAAAGAACCCUUUCUGUAGUUUCUUGGUCGUAUGGUGGAGAGCGUGCGUUUUAUAUUAAGACCAUGGACAGCACCACGGUCGCAGGUACACCUUGGAGCUUCGACCCGACUUUUAACUCUACUUCUCCGGGCUUCAAAUCUAGUACUGUGGCGCCCACGAUUUUUCCACGGGCAGGCUACAGCAUCCUCUCCUAUCUUAUGUUCAUCAAUGCAAUUUUCUCUGUUUUUAACAAUACUCUGGUAAUAACGGUGUUGGUGAAGAAUCGUACUCUUCUCAACCCAAUGAAUGUGAUCAUCCUCAGUUUAGCCGUGUCCGAUUUGAUGAUAGCCUUGUGCGGUUCGUCGAUAGUCACCAUUACCAACUAUCAUGGUUCAUUCUUUCUCGGCGACGAGUUCUGCAUCUUUCAAGGAUUUGCUGUCAACUAUUUCGGUCUGGUGUCUAUGUGCACGUUGACACUGCUGGCGUACGAGCGCUACAACGUGGUGUGUAAGCCCAUGGCAGGUUUCAAGAUGAACGUGCGUCGGAGCUUUCAGGGGCUCCUGGGGGUCUGGCUGUUCUGUUUGUUCUGGGCCGUGCCCCCACUGCUGGGCUGGAGCUCCUACGGACCCGAGGGCGUCCAGACCUCCUGCUCUCUGGGCUGGGAGGAGAGGUCCUGGAGUAACUACAGUUACCUGAUCCUUUACACGCUGUUCUGCUUCCUCCUGCCUGUCGCAAUCAUCAUCUACUGUUACGCCAAGGUCCUCACCUCCAUGAGACAGCUAAACCGUAGUACGGAGUUGCAGGGUGGUCGCCCCUGUCUGCAGGACAACGAGCGGGCGGUAAGGAUAGUGCUGGCCAUGAUCGGGGCCUUCUUUGUCUGCUGGCUGCCCUACACAGCCCUGUCCGUGGUGGUUGUGGUGGACCCAGAGCUCCACAUCCCUCCGCUGGUGGCUACCAUGCCUAUGUACUUCGCCAAGACCAGUCCCGUCUACAACCCCAUCAUCUACUUCCUAAGCAACAAGCAGUUCCGUAAUGCCACUCUGGAAGUCCUCUCCUGUGGGCGUUACAUUCCCCACGACCCGGCCCCCGACACCGUCCCCAUGCGCUCCAUGACCCUGAGGACCACGGUGGGCAGAAGGGUGGGCAGAAAAAAACAAGGAAUCAGUGCACACAGCAGGGUGCUUCCUCUGUGACUCCUCUCUCCUCCAUCUCCUCUCUCCUCCAUCUCCAUCUCCUCUCUCCUCCAACUCCAUCUCAUCUCAUCUCUCCUCCAUCUCCUAUCUCCAUCUCCUCUCUCCUCCAUCUCCAUCUCCUCUCUCCUCCAUCUCUCUCCCCCAUCUCCAUCUCCUCUCUCCUCCAUCUUCUCUCUCCUCCAUCUCUCUCCUCCAUCUCCUCCGUCUCUCCUCCAUCUCCUCUCUUCUCCAUCUCUCUCCUCCAUCUCCUCCUCUCUCCAUCUCUUCCAUCUCCUCCAUAUCUCUCCUCCAUCUCCUCCUCUCUCCAUCUCCUCCUCUCUCCAUCUCCUCCAUAUCUCUCCUCCAUCUCCUCC
Messenger RNA from Salvelinus fontinalis (brook trout), 1546 nucleotides. RefSeq names its product pinopsin-like. Bases 6 to 1193 code for a protein of 395 amino acids. The transcript has 5 exons. The record is from RefSeq and is a predicted model, not a curated record. Gene Ontology annotation, biological process: visual perception; G protein-coupled receptor signaling pathway. Lineage: Eukaryota; Metazoa; Chordata; Actinopteri; Salmoniformes; Salmonidae. Gene Ontology annotation, cellular component: photoreceptor outer segment; membrane. Gene Ontology annotation, molecular function: G protein-coupled receptor activity.